This is a messenger RNA of Penicillium alfredii, 990 nucleotides long. RefSeq lists its product as uncharacterized. The record is from RefSeq and is a predicted model, not a curated record. Gene Ontology annotation, biological process: intracellular signal transduction; protein phosphorylation. Gene Ontology annotation, molecular function: ATP binding; protein serine/threonine kinase activity. Lineage: Eukaryota; Fungi; Ascomycota; Eurotiomycetes; Eurotiales; Aspergillaceae. Bases 1 to 990 code for a protein of 329 amino acids. The transcript has 2 exons.
AUGAGGGCACUGCGAUGGUUGCACUGGCCUAUAUGGUCCUCCAUUUGGAACUUCACCUCGAAUAUUUCCAUUUAUGCUUUCUGGCCGCUCAGACGCCUCUUCCUUUCAUUUUCUUCGACGGCAAAAAAGGGAGAACGCGAUAAUGACGAAGAGCAACUGCAAUCUGGCGUCGGCCAGACUUCCGAAGAUGGCUCUCACAAGAUUACUAUUCGACGGGCCGCCCAACGCCCGGAUAAUCACAAGCUCUUGAUCAUUGGAAUCUUUGCCGAAGUAUACCUUGUGGACAACAAGAUUAUCAGAAAAGUCCCUCGCAGUGAGAGUGAAGAAGAUAUGCAACCGAUCAUCCGCGAAGCUAUGGUGUAUGACACUCUCGGCGUUCAUCCACGAAUUGCUGAAUACCUCUCCAGAGGCAGAUCCGACUAUAUCGACAUCAAAUACUAUCGACAUGGCGACCUUGCGAAUUAUUGUCAGAAAAACACAGUCGCUGCUGAACUUCAAUCAAAAUGGUUCCAGCAGAUCCUAGAAGCUAUUGUCGUUAUUCACAGCCAUAGUAUCAUUCAUUCCGACCUUGCACUGCGGCAGUUUUUCCUUGAUGACGAAUUUAAUAUACGACUCGGCGACUUUAACUCUUCUCAGUGCCCGGGCUAUCUAGCACUGGGUUACGAAAAAGCAUCACAUUGCCUGCCACGGGAUUAUGACCUUCCGAACACUGAAAUUUCCGACCUCUUUGCUCUAGGGUCUACACUAUACGAGCUAGUUGCUUGCAAGGCCCCAUACAGCGAACUUGCCGGGCCUAAAUCCGAUGAUCCGGAUGUGAUCAAAGCACAAAUCCUACGACAGCACGAGGUGGACCAUGAGAUUGAAUUGAGAUACAAAAACCACAUGUUUCCCGAUGUCUCUGGUUUGUUCGGCGGGAACAUCAUAUUAGGUUGCUGGAGAGGGGAUUUUUCUGACGCAAAAGAAGCGCUUGAUCUGUAUAGAAGUGGUUAA